Molecule: messenger RNA, 4340 nt
Organism: Mya arenaria
Lineage: Eukaryota; Metazoa; Mollusca; Bivalvia; Myida; Myidae
Product: annexin A13-like
Exons: 13
Coding region: 1-1779 (592 amino acids)
Cellular component (GO): cytoplasm
Molecular function (GO): calcium-dependent phospholipid binding; calcium ion binding
Source: RefSeq, a predicted model, not a curated record
AUGAAGUGGACAACUUGUGUCAUUCUGGAGAUCUGUGUAGAGGAUCUGGUGUAUGAGAUGAAGUGGACACUUGUGUACUCUGUAGAUCUGUGUAGACUGAAGUGGACAAACUUGUGUCAUUCUGCAAGAUCUUUUAGAGAUGAAGUUGACAACAUGUGUCAUUCUGAGAUCUGUGUAGAGAUGAAGUGGAACAAUUGUGUCAUUCGGGAGAUCUUAUCUUUGUACUUUGUAGAGAUGAGUGGACAACUUGUGUCCUUCUACAGACAUAGUUUGUUGUCAUUUGAGAUCUGUGCAGGAGAGAAAAAGUGGGGAACAGACGAGUCCAAGUUCAACACCAUUCUUGUGACACGCAGCUACCCUCAGUUAAGGGCAACUUUCGAGGAAUACAAGAAUGUUUCAAAGAAAGAGAUCGAGGAAGCACUUAAGAGCGAGAUGUCUGGAGACCUGUUACGAGGGAUGCUUACUGUGGUGAGAUGUGUGAAGAACAAGUUCAGCCACUUUGCGCGACAGCUCCAGAAGACAAUGAAAGGGAUCGGCACAGACGACGAUACACUCGUGCGCGUGGUCGUAUCUCGGUGUGAGAUUGACAUGGUGCAAAUUAAGGGAGAAUUCCAGACACUCACCAGUCAGACAUUGGAACAGUACAUAGCUGAUGACAUAUCAGGUGACUACCGGGAUGCCAUUCUUGCACUGGUUGUUGGUGGAGACCCCCCAGACACUUCUUCUAAAUCUGGCCAGGGUUUUGUUGAGGCAGUGAAGCAGAAGACCGAGGAAGAAUUAGAUGAAGAUAUACGUAUGGAGUCUGAGCCCCCACAAGAAGACCCCACACUUGUUCCGGCAGAAAAUUUUAAUGCAGAGACUGAUUGUGAUGUCCUCAAGAAGGCAAUGAAAGGAUGGGGCACUGACGAGGCUGCCAUCAUCAAGGUCCUGGGUUACCGAUCAAACGAACAAAUGCAGCAAGUCGUAAGCUCAUACAAGACCAUGUUCGGUAAAGAUCUGAUUGCCGAACUAAAGAGCGAGAUUAGCGGAGGAUUUGAGAAACUUGCUGUGGGCUUGUGUAUGUCAUCGGCUGAUUUUGAUGCCAUGAAUUUGCAUAAGGCUAUCUCUGGUUUGGGGACGGAUGAGGAUGUACUAACCGAGAUUAUCUGCACAAGAUCAAACAAACAACUAACUGACAUCAAGGCUGCCUAUAAAGCCAAAUACAAUGUAGAGCUGGAGAAGGACGUGAUAGGUGACACAUCAGGUGACUACAAGCGUAUAUUGGUGGCGUGUCUGCAGGCCAACAGGCCGGAGGGACUGGAGUUUGAUAGGACGAAGGCCAAACAGGAUGCCCAGGCACUGUUCGAUGCUGGGGAGAAGAAGUGGGGCACGGAUGAAUCAAGAUUCAAUGUGAUUCUAGCAUCAAGAAGCUACCCACAACUGCGUGCCACAUUCCAGGAAUACGCCAAGAUUGCCAACAAAGACAUUGAAGAUACGAUAAAGAGUGAGAUGUCAGGAGAUCUGAAGAAGAGCAUGUUGUCUAUAGUUCGCUGCAUCAGGAGCAAGGCAGGCCACUUUGCUAACGAGCUUCACAAGUCUAUGAAGGGUCUGGGCACAGACGACGACACUCUGUGCCGCGUUGUUGCCUCACGGGCCUCCGUUGACAUGGUGCAGAUCAAACAGGAAUUCCAGAAAAUGUUUAAACAGACCCUUGGCAUGUUUAUUGCUGAUGACUUAUCUGGUGAUUACAAGAAGUUGGCGUUGGCGCUCAUUCGGGAAGAAAGUGCUGGCGGGAAGUAAUAGAUAGAUCUGCAGAGAAUAUAGCUGAUAUUACCCCAUUGCUUUAAUUCUUUUAGGAACUAUUUACAAUUAGAUAUAGCAUUUUCAUUUGCUAUUGAAGUUGGUAAUAAUGUAAAAUAUUGAAAUGAAUUUGGAGCAGAUAUCAAGUGAGUGGAUUUAGUUUGUCUCCAAUGUUUAUUCAACUUGCAUUUACUGGUUAUGAAAAAAGCUACCAGGACCAUUGCUUUAUAACUUGUACAUGUAUUUUAUUUUGGAAGUGGAUACCUGUAACUAGCUUGCAGUUUAAAUUGAUAAUCUUAUUUAGAAUUAAGUUGAACAUAUAUUAAAAUCUGUUCUUCAGCAUUUAGUUUACACUUGAUAUUAAAUUGACACAUUACGAAAAAUGACAAGCAUUAUUACCGGAUAGUAAACAGCAUUGUCACACAAUAUGUUUCAAUCAGUAACUGACUGGACUUACAGUUGUACACAGUGGUUUUGGGAUGACGUUCAUUUAAAAGGCCUAACUUAAAAGGGUUGUUUAAUUUUUUAUUGAUAAUUAUAAUGAUGAUUUGUUUACAUAAGGCAAACAACUACUUGAAUAAACAAGUAUAGAGCAACUAUACUGUCAAAUUUAUUUAUGGUAUGUUUUAGUUUCGAAUAAGAUUAUCACUUUAAUAAAUAUGAACAUUCAGAGAAGUCCACUUAUCAGUUUAGAGAUUGAUGAUCAUAAUCGUAUGUACAUGGAGAUUUAGAUCAUAUUAUAUAUUACCUUUAGUCAUGUUUAACUAUUAUUAUACAAAAAUAGUUCAAUGGCUUAUAGAGUUUUUUAUCAUGUUAGUUUUUUUGUCAGAUAUUUGUUAAAUUUGUUAGAUUUACUGCCAGAAUAAUAUUCAUUUUGACCCACACUAAUUCCGAAAAUUUGCUUCCAAUUAAUUUAUAAUCAGGUCAUAACGGUGCUUGUUUCGAGUGUUACAAAACCCCUAAAUAUUUUCUUAUGUUUCACUAGUCAAGGACUCGAGAGUCAUACAAUUUGAUAUUUGUGUUAAUUGCCCUACUAAUUAAGCAUGAAACUUUUUACUGAAAACUGAGAACAUCUUCAUUAUGAAGAAUGUGUCAUGUGAUAAAGAGAAUCUUAUAUUCGUUGCCAUUUAAAACAAACAAGAGUGUCCUUCGGGCCCUGGAUCGCUCACCAUAUACAAGAAACUCUGGCCAAGGAAUUUGGUCAGGUUCGGCCCAUGAUAAACUUUGGCAAACAUGGCAGAGAUUGUAUGGUUUUACAUUUCAUUUCAAAUUGGAUAUGGAAUGGUAAAUAUUUAAGAUACUAAAAAUGGUAACAAUGUUAAAAAUGGUGUUUUAUAUGAUAAAUCAUGGAAAAUAAUUCUUGACUCCUGGUCAGAUUCUUUCAAUAAUAAUACUUGGCCGAGAUUAUAUGAUCAUGCAUUUUUAUAUUAAAUAGGAUUAGAAUUGAUGAGGGUGAUAGAGUGGUUACAAUGGUACAUACAUUUAUUUAACAACCUUUUGAUCAGAUUUUUCCGAUUGUCAAACUUACCAUAUGCAUUAUGUCCAAGUCUAAAUAAGAUUGGUUCAGAUUUGUUGACGCUAAUGAACUAUUUGUGGACAAUGAAUGGUUGCUGGUCAAAUGGUGAUCACAAAAGCUCACCUUUGACCACUUACUGGUAUAUUAAUGUGUGUGUUAAAUGGCAACUCUUGUAAGAUCCUAUAGUUAUAUAAAAUGCCUGUCUGCUAAACUCAUAAGUCCUAUUUGUUUUCAGCAAAAUUAAGAACAUUAAUAUAUUCUAUUGAUUUUUUUUUUAUUCUAGUUUGAUAACAUGUUUUUAUGCUGUUUGUGACAAUUUUAACAAUUUAGCUGAUAAGGUAUAAUAGAUUUUGUAAAAGCAAAGUUUUAAGAUAACUAAUAGAUAUUUACACAAGUUUAUCAUUUACAACUGUUUUAAAGGACAUUUUUACAGUUACCUAUACAAUUAAACCUUUAAAAUUAUGAAAUUGUUUCCUGAGCUACAUGUAAACUUAACAUAUUGAUUUUUUUUUUAAGUGUCUUCAUACCCCACAAACUUUGUUCAAAGGGGCCAAAAUAUUGGAGUCACCAUACAAUGUUGGUCAGUCUGUUGGCAAAUAUUUGUGGAGUAAAAGACUCCAAAAGUUUUACAAUUUCCUUAAAGUUGUGUCCUUGAAUAGGAGCAGCCGACUCUAUGUUGAGUUUCAUGCUUGUGAACAUCAUUGCCAUAUUGGGGAUUUUUGAUUGACGUUGUGGCAUAUACUAUAUCAAAUUGACAAAAUCCUCACACGUCUUUAAUGAAAUUUUUCAACAUUUGCCCCAGUCAGUCAAUAACAUACUGUAUGUAGGCAAUGUAUGGGGGUAUUCAUCAUUCCUGUGAUAGCUCUAUUUUCAUUUGUUGUACCGUGAUAGUAAUUUAUUGCUUUUGUAAUAUUUAGAACGUUUUAUUUUGCUGCGUGUUAUAAUUUUUAAGAAAUAUUUACAUUUAUCUUACAAGUUGUUUAGAUUCUUGUACAUUUAAGCUGGAAGUCUGUUGUAGUUAAACAUUUAAUAAUAAAAAUAUUGA